Penicillium subrubescens is the source of this 1455-nucleotide messenger RNA. Its product is annotated as pantothenate transporter. NCBI's taxonomy places the organism in Eukaryota, Fungi, Ascomycota, Eurotiomycetes, Eurotiales, Aspergillaceae. Gene Ontology annotation, molecular function: pantothenate transmembrane transporter activity. The transcript has 4 exons. The record is from RefSeq and is a predicted model, not a curated record. Gene Ontology annotation, biological process: pantothenate import across plasma membrane. Gene Ontology annotation, cellular component: plasma membrane. Bases 1 to 1455 code for a protein of 484 amino acids.
AUGGCCUCUCUUCGCACAAGGCUUGCUAUCUGGCUAUGGGGCCCAGAACCCAAAGAUCGUGCGCUUUUGGCUAAACUUGACGUGACUCUUCUUCCCUAUUUUUCUUUGAUAUGGUUCCUUUUCGGUGUGACUCGAGCCAGCUAUUCCACUGCCUAUAUCAGUGGCAUGAAAGAGGCCCUUGGUUUCGAGGGGAAAGAGUACAACUACAUGAGCACUGCGUACCUGGUUGUCUAUGCUGUAUGCCAGAUGCCAGGGACCAGUCUUUUGACUAUUGUCCGACCUAAAUAUGUCUUCGUUGCUGCGAAUGUGACUUGGAGUGUCUUGACUCUCAUCACGUACAAGAUGACACGCGCUUGGCAGGUUAUUUUGUUGAAUGCGAUCGAGGGAGGGUUCUCGGCUAUUGCAUACGUGGGAGCCCAGUUUAUUCUCGGCUCGUGGUAUAAGAAGUCUGAGCUUGGUAUCCGGGCGGCGGUUUUCUGCGUUUUUGGCCAUAUAGGCAGCAUGGCUGGUGGGUGGAUUCAGGCAGGACUGCUGCAGACACUGGCUGGAAAGGGUGGUCUUCCUGCCUGGAAAUGGAUUUUCAUUAUCGUGUCGGUGAUGACUGUUCCAGUUGCGCUAUUCGGCUGGGUCUUCAUCCCUGAUUUACCAGCACACCGUGCAGCCUGGUAUCUCAAUGCCGAGCAAAAAGAGUAUGCUGUCACUCGUCUGGGGUCCCCACGAAAGGAGUCCUGGGACAGGACAGUAUUCAAGAGAGUGCUGUUGAGCUGGCAAUUCUGGCUCUUACCAUUCAUCUUCAUGUUGUAUUCCCUCUCUGUCCAAAUGUUACAAAACAACGUCAUGGCCUACUGGAUGGCUGGACAAGGCUACACAACCAUCCAGCAAAACAACUAUCCCACCGGCAUCUACGCAACCGCCAUCAUCGGCACCGUCCUAUACGCAAUCAUAUCCGACAAGCUCAAAUCACGCUGGGAAGUCUCCAUCGCCAUCGGCCUAACAUUCGUCAUCGGCUCCGCCAUCCUUGUUUCAAACCCCCCAACAGAUGCUGGCUACUUCGUGGCAUUCUACCUACUAGGAACCACGUUCGCACCCCAGGCAGUCUGGUACUCGUGGCUCGCCGACGUAACAAGUCACGACUUCCAACUCCGCGCUAUCUCGACGGGAUUCAUGAAUUCAUUCGACUUUGCGUUUGUUACGUGGUGGCCACUGAUAUUUUAUCCCGCGACUGAUGCGCCGGAUUUCCACAAGGGGUAUAUCGCAAGUCUAGUGACAGGUGCUUUGACUUUGCCGCUUAUUGGGUUGAUUGCUUAUUUGGAGAAAAGAGAUAUGGCCCGGGGGGUUAUCGGGAGGGUUGUGAUUGACAAUUCUGUUCUUGAGGAUGAUGGUUCGCGUGAAGAUGAGCCGGGUAAAUCGUUGAAUCCGCCGGUGGACGUGCGGGCUAGAGAGGUUGAUGUUUAA